AUGUUUGUUUUAAUUGUCUUAUUUUUAUGUGAUUAUCUGAAUACUCACAUACUGUGUGUUUUGUCUGGUAAUUUGAAAUAUUUCCGUACAUUUGUAUAUGGUACUGAUGUUUGGAGUGCCAAUACAUUUGCUGAAGUCCAACUAUAUAACUCACGCUUUGCAUUUUCAGACACACAGGAAUGUCUCUCAUUGGCCCUUCCAAUGAGUGAAAUCGAGUUGACACUGAAGUAUGCUUAUGCUGAAGAUUCGGAGGACGAAGAUGAUGUUUAA
This is a messenger RNA of Echinococcus granulosus, 270 nucleotides long. RefSeq lists its product as hypothetical. Lineage: Eukaryota; Metazoa; Platyhelminthes; Cestoda; Cyclophyllidea; Taeniidae. The transcript is spliced from 3 exons. The coding region runs from base 1 to 270 and encodes 89 amino acids. The record is from RefSeq and is a predicted model, not a curated record.